AUGUCUGUGCCUGCGAAUUUGUAUCCCGGCUUGAACGACAUAAGCGAUGUGUUGGAGGAGCUACCGCUUGAAGUGUCGAGGUACAUGACUCUUCUGUACGAGAUCGAUGCCAAGUGCGUGAACAUCAUUCCUGAGUUGAAUAAGUGCAUCCAGGGGUUUUUGGAUGGGAGGAACGUGGAUGACGAUAAGAAGGUGCCGUUGCGGGUGAUUAACCAGUGGUUCCAGGAACUGAUCCCAUCGUUGGAGGAGAAGAUGCACGUAUCAUCGAUUGCGUACGAUUCGCUUGAAAGGUUGACGGAUAGGCUAGAGUUGGCGUACGAAGUGGCUCUUUCGAACCAGGAAAUCCCAGAAAAGUUGAGGCUAGGGAACGAUAACCAUCCAGCAAUGCAUUUGCAUCGCGAAUUGAUGGCGAAGGUGGACUCUAACGCGAUGACAAAGUCGCAGCAGGCGCUCAAGAGCGAAUCUCGUCGUGAGGCGAUGGCAGCCAAGAGGACCACUGCCCAGAGUUCGAACACGGUUCCUGCGGCUGUGUCGUCAGGAUCAAAUUCCUCGAACUCGAACUCGACUGCAAACAACAGCAGCAACACCAAUAGUAACAACAACAAUAAUAAUAAUAAUAGCAACAACAACAAUGGUGCAUCGGGAAGGACGGCAGGCGGUGCUGGACCUGGCUCGAAUGCACCAAAUUCGCUGGGAACCACCACAAACACCACCAAUGGACACAACUCAGGCUACACAACGACGGCUGGAUCAAGGGCUACCGGCUCCACCCCUCAGCAGUCCCAAAUCCACCCCAACCACACCAUUGCAGGCGAUGAUCAACACUCUACUACCACUACCACCACCAAAAAGAGAAGAAACAACAAUGGAUCUGCUACAACUACAGCUAACGGCAACAACAAUGGCGCAUCCGCUUCCGCAUCGGCAAACGCGAGCGCUGCUGCAGAUUCUGCAGCAGCAGCCAUAGCCACUACAGGCGUAGGUGCCCAAAGAAGAGGCAAGAAGAGAGCCCAAACUACUACAGUAACAGCCCCAAAGUACCAGAACAGACCCAAAACAAACGAGUACGGCGAAGCCCUGUACUGCUACUGCAACCAAGUCGCCUAUGGCGAAAUGGUGGGCUGCGAUGGCGAAAACUGCCAGCUCGAAUGGUUCCACUUGCCAUGCAUCGGAUUAGAAACCCUUCCCAAGGGAAAAUGGUACUGUAACGACUGCUUGAAGAAGCAAUAA
Messenger RNA from Kluyveromyces marxianus DMKU3-1042, 1230 nucleotides. RefSeq names its product Pho23p (gene PHO23). NCBI's taxonomy places the organism in Eukaryota, Fungi, Ascomycota, Saccharomycetes, Saccharomycetales, Saccharomycetaceae. Bases 1 to 1230 code for a protein of 409 amino acids. The transcript has a single exon. Gene Ontology annotation, biological process: regulation of DNA-templated transcription. Gene Ontology annotation, cellular component: nucleus; Rpd3L complex; Rpd3L-Expanded complex. The record is from RefSeq and is a predicted model, not a curated record.